AUGAGGUCAGCUGUAGGCAAUGAUGGGCUUACAGGAUUAUCCAAACAACAGGUUCUAGAAAAAUUAAUCACUACUACAGAGGACAUUCAUACUCUUGCAAGAACUAUUAUAUACUAUAAAUUACUACUGCAAUUUAAAGUAUCAUUAAAACAAAUUCAUCUUGACUAUAAUCAAUAUUACUAUCCAGAAGCUGAAAAUUUCUUAAUUAAGCAUCUUAAAAUAUUAAUUUCUGCACAAUAUGAUGAUGCACUCUUUAUUCAAAAUACUGAUACUCCUACAUCUCAAGAAAAUAAAGAAAAUACUGAUACACUUAUUUCUCAUAAAAAUGAUGAAAAUAUCUUGACAUCUCCAAAAGAAACUGAAGAAGCACACAACAAUACAACUUCUACCUCUUCUGAGAAAACCAAUAAAAAUCCUUUUCAAUAUAGGCUAUUUUUAGAGGAGAAUGAUGAUAGUAGGUGGGCAGUAAAGCCUAUUGUAGUGAAGGACCAAGCAUAUGAUGGCCAGACUCAAUGA
Molecule: messenger RNA, 516 nt
Organism: Paraglomus occultum
Lineage: Eukaryota; Fungi; Glomeromycota; Glomeromycetes; Paraglomerales; Paraglomeraceae
Source: the annotation of a GenBank genome assembly